CGACAGUGAAAAACACAGCUCCUGCUGUGAGUGAACCUCCAAAACUUUGGCCAAUCUAAGGUGCACCUGGUGCUGAAAAUGGUCAAACCUCGCAAAGCAGCAAAACCAAAAGAGGAGGCUUUGGAGUUGUCCUCUACUAAACAGCUUCCAGAAGGCGCCCUCUGCUUCGCCUGCUCAGACGACGGCCGGUACCUGAGCAUCGGUCACAGUCAGGGUGUGUGGGUGUGGUGUGCGUCGUCUCUGAACUUUGAUGCUGAAUGGCUGAAUGACACGCUGGAGGUCACAUCCAUACAGAUGAUCCACAUGGCUGAGGCAGCUUAUCUGCUUGGCACUAUUGAUGACAUGGGUGUCGCUCGGAUCUUCGCGUAUCACUCCAAAAGCAUCCACCUCCUCAGUGUUGUGAAUGCCAUGGACGACAUCAACAGAAAGCAAGUGUGCUCUACAUUUGAGUUAUCUCAAGGAGGACACUAUGGAGCCGCAACGAUCACUUGCAACGGCAAUGUUUGGCUCGAAGUUCAUCACCUGCCCUCAGAAAACUGGCUGAAAGAGUUAGAGAAGGCAGUUACAUCCAUGCAGGAAUCAAAGUCCUCAAGAGAUAUGGAUGUAAAAUGGUCUCCAUUGCCAGCGGCAACUAAAAUCAAACUACCAAAAAUCCGAGGAUCGACAUCGGAAGGUCUCCACGAGGUGCAUGUUACCGAUUUUAAAACACACUGUUUGUCAAUAGACGAAGACGCCAGGAGACACUGGCUCGGAGCCGACGCAGAAUCAAAACAUACAAGUGAAAGUGCAAGAUGCACCCAGCACUUUCUCCUGCCUUGUGGUCAAUUCCUUGUGGACAGUAAAGCUCUGACAGCAGAAUGGUCCGUCGCUAUCUGUGUGUGGUGGACUGGAAGCCUCAAUCUUCUUCACUAUUCGCUGCAAAAAACACCAACACACAGAUCAGAUCAUGAACCCAUGCCGGAUAUGGUGUGGCCAAACGCAAAGGAAAUCCUCUGCUCUGCUGUUAGUAGAUGCACUCGCUACGUAGCUCUUGGGCUUGAGGAUGCCUUGGUGUGUGUGUGGGACAGGCAGACUGGUUCCCCGUUGUCUGUUGUUUUAAUGUCGGCGACAGAUAGUCCCCUGUUCAGAAUGCAGUUUGUGGAUCUCUUCCCUGUGUCCGACGAUGAAGUCCAUCUUUCCGUGGUGUGCAAAAGUGGAGCGAUUCACACAGUCACCACAGGACGGGGGACACCGCCCCGCACAGUGCUUCUUGCUGAAAGGCCAAAAACCAGUGGAGAUCUGCCAACUAUCGUUACAUCAGUGCCAUUCCUUCAGAACAUGUUCCUUGUGGUUCAAAGAAAUGGGAAAAUAUUCCUCCAAGACGUCGUCAGCAAAACCACCGUGUGCUUCUUGAAACCUCCAAAAACGAAUGUGAUCGCUUCUUCCUGCAUCCCAGUGUAUGAUCUGAACACCAGACAGCAAAUGCUCUUCAUACGAGGUGACUCCAGCUACAAAACAGCCACCGAGAUCCUCUUCUUCCGUUUUGGAGAGUGGGACAUCUUCAAGCCGUACAUAGAUUUACCUGCAGAUUCUGUAAAACAAGACACAUUCAGCUUCGUCACUCUAGAAGAAUCCUGCAACCUCUACCUCCAGCAGAGAGCACUGUCUGCGGAGGAGAGGAGCAAAGCCAUCACACAGACAUGGGAGCAGCUACAGGAAACUGUCACGACAGAAACCGAGCGAAGCUGAAUCUAACGCUGCUCCCUUCAGGGGUCGCCACAGCGAA
Messenger RNA from Solea senegalensis (Senegalese sole), 1765 nucleotides. It is a transcript of the gene wdr93, whose product is annotated as WD repeat domain 93. The transcript is spliced from 17 exons. Gene Ontology annotation, molecular function: protein binding. The record is from RefSeq and is a predicted model, not a curated record. Gene Ontology annotation, biological process: electron transport chain. The coding region runs from base 79 to 1728 and encodes 549 amino acids. NCBI's taxonomy places the organism in Eukaryota, Metazoa, Chordata, Actinopteri, Pleuronectiformes, Soleidae.